Sclerotinia borealis F-4128 is the source of this 375-nucleotide messenger RNA. The record is from the annotation of a GenBank genome assembly. Lineage: Eukaryota; Fungi; Ascomycota; Leotiomycetes; Helotiales; Sclerotiniaceae.
AUGACAAGCACAAUCGGAAUACCAAUUAAGCUCUUGAAUGAGGCCCAAGGUCAUGUUGUCACUCUCGAGAUCACAACUGGACAGGUCUACCGUGGCAAGCUUCUGGAAGCGGAAGACAACAUGAACAUUCAACUCAAAGAUAUCACGGUUACCGCCCGCGACGGCCGUGUCAGUCAUUUAGAUCAAGUCUACAUUCGAGGCUCACACAUACUUGGGGAUAUGGGUACCAUUGUGCGUAAGGCUGAUGUCAAUUACAACAGGAAUGCGCCUAUGUUCAAGAGUAGAAAUACCAGGGGCAGAGGUGUAGGAUUGGCAAGAGGAAGGGCUACAGUUAGCAGGGCGAGGGCAAGCGGACGAGGAGCACCAAGAGGUUGA